AUGCAGCCGGGGCCCACCUCGCCGCCAGCGGACGAGGUGGUGGUGGUGGUGGCGCAGCAGGCGCCCGCGCCCCUGCCCGCCGCGGGGGCCCGGGCUGACGACGACGGCGACGUGGUCAAGGCGGCGGCGGGGGGAGCCCGGGAGGACAAGGACGGGAGGAGGGGCGCCACCGCAUCCGCCCGGGGGAGGAAGAGACGGAGGCGCGGCGGCGGCGGCGGCGGCCCCUCCUCCUACUCCGCCGCCGCGGGGACGCGCGGGGUCGUCAUGGUCAAGCGGGACCUGCUCGCGCGCUGCAUGACGUGCCCGCUCUGCCGCCGCCUCCUCCGCGACGCCACCACCAUCUCCGAGUGCCUCCACACGUUUUGCAGAAAGUGUAUAUAUCAGAAGUUCGAUGAUGAGGAAGUAGAAUGCUGCCCAGUAUGUAAAAUUGAUCUUGGCUGCACACCUACUGAGAAGCUUAGAGCCGAUCACAGCUUACAAGAUGUAAGAUCAAAACUUUUUCCAUUCAAAAGAAAGAAGAUUAAUGUAGAAGAAGUUCCAUCUAGUAUUUCACCUCCCACUAAAAUUAAAGAAAGAUCUAUCUCUUCAUUAGUCGUCGAUACACCUAAAGUCAAACCAACAGGCUUGACUGGACGGCGAACAAGAGCAGUUGCCAGAAAAGCUGCCGCUGCUGCUGCCACUGCCGCCUUGCGUGAACUUGGUCCAAUUAUUGAAGAUCCUGUGAAAAAGGAAAUUGAUAGUUGUGACAGUCAUUCUCACAAUUCAAAUUUGCCUGCUAAUUCAAGCAAAGCACCACAAACAAGAAGACAGAUAUCACCUGAUGCGGAGGCAUCUAACCAUUCCUCCAACAAAGAUACCGAAGGUGAUAGUAAGGAUGAGUUGGCUGAUAAGUCUGAACUCUGGCGUCCUUUAAAUUGUUUAGUAGAAGCUGCGAACAGGACAAAAUCCUUUAGGUCAAGUUCACAGAGUCCAGUUGUUAAGGGAGAGCAAAUCAAUGGCUCAACAAGUGGUACAUUUGCUAGCAAAGCAAAGGCAAGGGAGAAUCUGGAGAAGUCCAAAACUGAGGAUGACAAAAAAGAUGUUCCCACGCCACCAGUGCUGCCAAAAAGAAGAGCUCAAGGUACUGCACGGAAGAGGAAAGAUCUUCAAGCUCAAACAGAUGUGAAGCCUGAUGCUGCAGCUGCACAGAGUGCAAAGAAGUUCAGCUCCAUAUGGUUUUCAUUGAUUGCCUCGUUUGACCAACAAGGAGAUCCACCUUUACCACAGAUUCCUUCCCACUAUUUGCGAAUAAAAGACGGAAAUGUCCCUGCUUCAUCUAUCCAAAAGUACCUCAUGCAGAAGCUCAGUCUUCCAAGUGGAAAUAAAGUGUUGCGAGCAGCCAGUGAACCCUUCACAACCUCUGUGCAAUUUAGUAGAGCUGUGGCUGAAGGGAAGAGCGACACAGACAACUCAGACAAUGACUGGUUCGUCCGCUAA
Messenger RNA from Miscanthus lutarioriparius, 1476 nucleotides. Lineage: Eukaryota; Viridiplantae; Streptophyta; Magnoliopsida; Poales; Poaceae. The record is from the annotation of a GenBank genome assembly.